Coffea arabica (coffee) is the source of this 924-nucleotide messenger RNA. RefSeq lists its product as uncharacterized. The record is from RefSeq and is a predicted model, not a curated record. Lineage: Eukaryota; Viridiplantae; Streptophyta; Magnoliopsida; Gentianales; Rubiaceae.
AUGGUGGCGGCGGGUUCCUUUUCCGUGGUUGCCACCAGUUCCAACUCUCUUUUUGGUGGCUUCUCCUUCUCUAAACCUAACUCCGCGGAUGAGAUCCGCUGCAAGACCUUCCCAAUGUUCUUGAAGGGGAAGGCUCGGCUCUGGUUCCAAGGUCUGGCACCAGGGUCUAUCCGGAGUUUCCGUGAACUGGCCAGACAGUUCGUAGCCCAGUUCGUUUCCUCGAAAACUUACUCGAAGAAUGCGACCCACCUAAUAGCUAUCAGGCAGAGGCCUGACGAGUCCCUGAGGAAUUUCAUGACCCGUUUCAACGCGGAGAGUCUACAAGUCAGGGACAAAGACGAAAAGGUGGUCAUGGUUGCCUUCGUGAAUGGGCUCAGGGUAGAGGAACUCUUCUACAAGCUGGCCGAGAAGCCACCUAAAAAUCUGGAGGAGCUCUUGACCAGGGCGCACGCGGCCGCUAAUGUGGAGGAGGCAGGCCGUCUGAAGAAAGAGUCAGAUCAGGAGCUCGGAGAUCGGAAGGGACGGGGAAACCCCCUCGAGAGCAAGGAUGUUCCGGCCAAGAAAAACGUCUUUGACCGGCUCUCGAGGGAGAAAGCCCCUGCUCCUCCACCACUCCCGGAGAAAGGCUACACCCAUUUGACUCGGACUAGGGCCCAGAUCCUAGCUGUCAUGGAGGCGGAAGGCCUGGGAGGUCGGCCGCCCAAGAUGGGGACGCUUCGGAACAAGAGGAACCAGGACCGGUACUGUGCCUUCCACCGCGACGUCGGACACGACACGGAGGGGUGUUGGGCCCUGCGGAAGGAGAUUGAAAAUCUGAUCCAGAAAGGGUUCCUGGGGCGAUUCGUGCGACAAGUUUGCUCCGGACAGGAGCCCGGGCACACCUACCGCGGAGAUCGGGGCGAAGGCCGGUCGCGACUGUCCUGA